AUGGUUGAGAAUUUCUAUAAAGCAGGGGAGGGACGAAAAAUGAGAACAACAGAGACCAAACGGGCUUUAAUUUUAAUGUGUGGGGAGAGAUGGAGAAUAUAUUACAUGGGGAGUUGCGAACAAAUGCAACCCAUCUCUGUUCUGCCUGAAGCAACAGAGUUCUACACAGAGUUUCUUUAAUUACCUGGGCGCACAUGGAGGGAGGUUGCCCUCUGCAUUUGGUGCCGAUGAAUCUACGGGGUUUGAUGCCGGUUUCCUAUCAUUAUGCCAAUUCUUUAUUAUUCUAAUUUGUGAAACCUCGAAGGAGGGAGAAAAAUCACAGACAAAGCGCUACCAACUAGAAAGGAUUUCUAUAUUUUUCUCUUUUUCUUCUGUCUGUGGAGGUGUUCUGGCAUGGAAGCAGCAGAGUUAUAGUAGGCGUUCUCAUUUUUCAAGAGAUCUAUAUAGUUUUCUGGUCGACGUCCCUAAUAAUUUCAGUAAAACCACUGUGUUUAUUUGCGAGAAUUUAGUGAUGCUGAGGAAUAGGACAAGAGCAGUGACAGGCAAACAAGCUGUAAUGCAAGAUCACAGCUCUCGAACAUCACCAACCCAAAAUUACACAACACCCAAUUCACCUUUCUUUGCUUCCCCGAGGCUUUUCAGAAAUUUUAAAGCGAAAAAUCCUUCUGAUCGCAGCGAAGCCAUGAUGAGCCCAACUUCAAUUCUCGACACUAAACCUGUAUUCCCCCCUCUUGGAAACCCAUUUUUGUAUGAUAAACCCCAGUCCAAACUCCCCGAAGCAUCUUCAGAAACCAAACACUUUAUGGAAAAAUUAGACUCCAGAGGAAUUGGUCUUGCCCUCGUUCAUUCCCUCGAUGAUGAAGAAGUCAAAGACGAUUCUCCAAAACCCAGAAGCAAAAAGGUUCUGUUUGGAUCACACCUCAAAAUUCAAAUCCCCCCUCUUCGAUCCUUCGCACUUUCUCCCACCGAGUCCCCCAUAUCCCCGGCAGAUUUUGGGAUCAAGACCCGCAAUUCGCAAAUCGGUUCUGUAUCACCAUUUGGGACCGCAAAUUCCCACACCCAAACGAAGGAAUCCCCCGCGGCUGUCACUGGGUUUCUCACUGUGAGUGAGAUGGAGCAUUCUGAGGAUUACACAUGUGUGAUCUCCCAUGGACCCAACCCCAAAACCACUCAUAUAUUCGAUGACUGCGUUGUGCAGAGCUGCUAUGGUGAAAUUUCCGUCUCUACAAUGAAGAACCAGAGUCAUUUUCCUGCAUUGAAGAAAGAGAGCCAUUCUUUCUCAGAUAAAAUUAACUCUCCAUCUCAUAGUUUUCUUAGCUUCUGCCACACUUGCAAGAGGUACCUUGGGCAGGAGAAAGACAUCUUCAUGUACAGAGGGGAGAAAGCAUUUUGCAGUCGAAAAUGUCGCUACCAAGAACUGGUAUUUGAUGGAGUGGAAGAUUGUGAACUGGACGAUGCUUUCAGAACCUGUUCUUGAUUCUCUGUGUCUCUCUUUUCUCCCAAAGCAUCUCAGCAUCUCCAAAAGGAAAAUCUAUAAAUUUCCCUUUCUCUAUAUUUGAAAAUGAUCAGUGAAAGAUGACUGAUUGCAGGCACCAAAGAUCAGAUACCGUUUGCAUUUCAUCACAUCCGUGGGUCUUCUUUCUUUCUUUUUUUUAAAACUUUUGCUUUGCUUUCAAGUUUUGUUGGCGCAUAUAGAGAGAUAAGAAGAAGAAGAAGAAGCAGGCUUGGGAAGUUGCAGAGCUGAUGAAGUCAUGGCUAAUUUGAUUGCUUCUGGGUUUCUUACCCACAGUUUUUGGCUUCGAGUGGAUGAUGAUGUAUAAUCGAACACUUGCAUUAUCUUUGUUUAUUUCUUUUACAUAAAUAAAUACACUAUGAACACCAGAUAUGAUAACUA
Molecule: messenger RNA, 1894 nt
Organism: Malania oleifera
Lineage: Eukaryota; Viridiplantae; Streptophyta; Magnoliopsida; Santalales; Ximeniaceae
Product: FCS-Like Zinc finger 8-like
Exons: 5
Coding region: 512-1477 (321 amino acids)
Source: RefSeq, a predicted model, not a curated record